AAGGCUGUGAACACUAACAACAGAUGGUACCCACACUAGUCCUGGGGUUGGCUGGGUCGACCAGUGACCCCCUCACACCCUACACCUAUGGGCAUUACUUAACCGGCUUGAAAAGGGCAUACACGGUACCUUCAUAGGGGAGAUAAUAUAUUUAUAAAAAUGGCACAUCGCAUGCUGCUACGACUGGGUCUGCUGGGUGUUGGAGGAGCAUCAAUAACAUACAACAUUGAUGAGCUAGAAACAGCAGCAAUUGGAGCUCUUAGAUUUGGUCGAGCGGCAGUUGCGGUAACAAAAAUCAUCACCGAGUAUCGAUCAGCAUUAUACUCUGGCUCCAUCACUCCGGAAUCUGACAACUAUAAAGAGAUGAAAUCGCAGACUCAUUUGCAUUCUGCUAGGGAGUUACUAGAUUUAUGCUGUACAAAUGGUGGGGCCUUUGUGAAGGUUGGUCAACAUCUGGGGUCCCUGGAGUACCUACUGCCUGUAGAGUAUGUUAACACAAUGAAGGUCUUACAUUCCAACGCUCCCAGGUCUUCUCUCGAGGAUGUCUACCAGGUCAUCGAGGAGGAACUCAAAUGUAAGCCCAAAGAAUUAUUUUUAGAAUUUGAACCAGAGCCUUUGGGCGCAGCAUCCCUUGCACAAGUCCAUCGUGCAAAGCUUCAUGAUGGGCGGGAAGUAGCUGUGAAGGUGCAGCACCGAAGUGUCAAGGCUCACUCUAAGGUUGACAUGAAGGGAAUGGAGCUGCUUGUGAAAAUGGUGUCACAUAUUUUCCCUGACUUCAGAUUUGAAUGGUUAGUGGAGGAGAUGAAGAAGAAUUUACCAAAGGAGCUGGAUUUUAUGCAUGAAGCAAGGAAUGCUGAAAAAGUUGCUGCACAGUUUGCUCAUUUCUCUUGGUUAAAGAUCCCAUUCAUUGACUGGAGCCAUACAACAGACAGGGUUCUGGUUAUGGAAUUUUGUGAAGGUGGUCAAGUGAAUGACCGAAACUAUAUGGUUGCUAAAGGAAUCAACACCAGUGAAGUUUCUGAAAGAAUUGGCAGAUUAUAUUCAGAAAUGAUCUUCGUCAAUGGUUAUGUUCACUGUGACCCUCACCCAGGCAAUGUAUUGGUGAAAAAAGUCAACAAUGAAGCCCAAAUUAUUCUGCUGGAUCAUGGCCUUUAUACGAAUUUGACCAGUGAUUUUCGUAUCACAUACAGCAAGUUCUGGUUAAGUAUACUUAAUGCAGAUCUCAAAGCGAUUCAGCGUUAUGGAGACCAGUUGGGUGUUGGGGAACUGUUUGGUUUAUUUGCUUGCAUGGUGACUGGUCGGUCCUGGGACUCUAUAUCUAAGGGGAUUGAUAAGAAAGAGCGAUCGUCAGCAGAGCAAGAUGCAAUCAAAGCUGAUGCAGCCAAGUAUCUGCCAGAGAUAUCUGCUGUGCUGAAUAGAGUUCCUCGUCAAAUGCUUCUCAUCCUUAAGACAAAUGAUCUGCUUAGGGGGAUUGAGUUCUCCCUUAAUACUCAAGAGAGUAUGAAAUCAUUUAUCACGAUGUCACGAUGUUGCAUACGUUCGCUGUUUGCUCACCAGAGGAUACUUUGUAAUUCUACUCUUUGUUCUGUGAGAGUGAGUGUUGCAGAGACUUGGGCACAGUUUAAGAUCUCUUUGUACACACUGUACCUUCUAUAUCUUAGGUCAAAACUAGGUAAAUACAUCCACAAAACCUGGAUGACCAAUAAUGGUGCUGUUACUGCAAGUUGUUUGUAGAAUAUGUUACAUUUAGUACAGUAUUUGAAUUACAUGUAUUGGCAUUAUGGAAACGUUAUAAUUACAGCUUAUUCAUAUUUUCUAUUUCAUUAUAGUGCUGAUAUUAUGCUUAUUGAGAUUAUUUUAGAGUAAUAAUUGUACUUAAAUAAAAAAUUUGAUAAUUUCUCAGCACAAUUAUUUUGUAUCAAGUUCAUAUUUAGUUAUCAUAUAUCAGGUACGGUAUUUUACUCUGUUUUCACACUUGCUUGCCUAAAAGAGAUACCGUACUUCAUUAAUAUUUUCAAUAUACUUUUUCAGCACUCACACAGGUAAAUGUUGGUCCUUCACAUGAUUAGUGAACAAGUGUGUAAGAGAUGUUCAGUCUCAUGACAUUAACACACUAAAUGGGAACUUUCUGUGAAUGUUACUAAACUGAAGACUCUUCAUGCUGUUUGUGUAGUAGGUUGAGAUACAUGCUUGGACGACCAUAGUGAAAUCUUAAGUAAAUUUAUUUUCUGAUACGAUAUGUCAUAAGUAUGUCUAAGCUACACAACCAAUUUUUUGGCACGGUUACAUUAGAGGUACUGUACGAUAUUUCAAAUUGCAUUAAUGCAUUUAUUUUCGAUAGAUUAUUAGCU
This is a messenger RNA of Homarus americanus (American lobster), 2351 nucleotides long. RefSeq names its product aarF domain-containing protein kinase 1-like (gene Adck1). Gene Ontology annotation, biological process: lipid homeostasis; mitochondrion organization; protein phosphorylation. Lineage: Eukaryota; Metazoa; Arthropoda; Malacostraca; Decapoda; Nephropidae. Gene Ontology annotation, cellular component: mitochondrial inner membrane. Gene Ontology annotation, molecular function: ATP binding; protein kinase activity. The coding region runs from base 160 to 1734 and encodes 524 amino acids. The transcript is spliced from 11 exons. The record is from RefSeq and is a predicted model, not a curated record.